AUGUCCCAGCUGGUGGCACUCGCAACCUCUACAGCUGCACAAAUAGACGUUUCGGUACUCGACUAUUUUCUGAUCGAAACUAUCGACACUCUGAGACAGUCGGCUGAACGAGCGGUCUCCCGACGGAGGGAGCUCGAAGAAGAGAUGUCCAAAUCUAAUAUACUGCAUCAAAUUCCCGUCAGAGAUACCCAGCACAAUACAUCCGAGGAAGCGCUGAAAUGUCGCUUGGAGAACAUUGGAGUUCAUGUGGGAUCUGCUCUUGUGGAACGAGAUAGACCAAGAUUUAUAGACACCCUAGAAACCAUUAAAUUCCUCUGUAAGGAUGUCUGGACCGCUGUAUGGGACAAGCAGGUCGACAAUCUAAGGACAAAUCACAGGGGUGUCUACGUGUUGCAAGACAAUGCAUUCAGACCACUUCUCAGAAUAUCCUCGGGGGAUGGCGUGGCAGAUGCUCUCGCAAAUGCAAAAAUUCACUAA
This is a messenger RNA of Acaulospora colombiana, 477 nucleotides long. The record is from the annotation of a GenBank genome assembly. NCBI's taxonomy places the organism in Eukaryota, Fungi, Glomeromycota, Glomeromycetes, Diversisporales, Acaulosporaceae.